AUGUCCAGAACCAUACUUAACAACAUCCAAGAAUUGCCAGGCGAUGCUUUAUUCGCUAUCAAACAACGUUUAGCUGAAGACCCUAGAUCUGCUAAGGUCGAUUUGGGUAUUGGUGCCUAUAGAGAUGAGGAUGGUAAACCAUGGGUAUUACCAGCUGUUCGUAAAGCUGAAACAUUGAUCCAUUCUGACGCAUCUUUCAACCAUGAAUAUUUGGGUAUUGCCGGUUUACCUGCUUUGACUUCAGGUGCAGCCAAAGUGAUCUUGGGCGAUGAUUCAUCUGCUUUGGCUGAGAAAAGAGUUGUUUCUGCUCAGUCUCUAUCCGGUACUGGUGCCUUACACAUUGCAGCUAAAUUCAUCCAAAAGUUCUUACCUGGGAAGUUGUUGUAUGUUUCUGAUCCAACCUGGGCUAACCAUGUCUCUAUCUUUGAGUCACAAGGUGUCAAAACUGCUACGUAUCCUUACUGGGAUGCUGCUACCAAAUCUUUGGAUUUGGAAGGAUUUAUCAAGGCUAUAGAAUCAAGUCCAAGAGGCUCCGUGUUCUUGCUUCAUGCUUGUGCUCAUAAUCCAACUGGUUUGGAUCCAACCGAAGCUCAAUGGGAGAAAAUUCUCAGUGCCUGUGUGAAGAAUGAUAUCAUCCCAUUGUUCGACUCUGCCUACCAGGGUUUCGCAUCUGGUAGUCUAACGAAUGAUGCUUUUGCCGUCAGACUUGGUGUGAAGAAAUUCGCUGAAUCUGCUCCAAUUUUCAUCUGUCAAUCAUUUGCCAAGAAUGUUGGUAUGUACGGUGAACGUUGUGGAUGCAUUCAUUUGAUUGUUCCAAGACAAGAAUCUAACGUUAAUGUUUCCACUAUUACCAAAGCUGUUGCAUCUCAAAUCAGUAAAAUCACCAGAUCAGAGGUUUCUAACCCUCCUGCUUACGGUGCCAAGAUCGUUGCCAAAAUUUUGAACAAUGCUGAAUUGACUGAACAAUGGCAUAAGGAUAUGGUUACAAUGUCUCAAAGAAUCACCAAAAUGAGACACUCCUUACGUGACAAGUUACUCGAGUUACAGACUCCAGGUAACUGGGAUCACAUCGUCAACCAAUGUGGUAUGUUCUCUUACACCGGUUUAACAAAGCCAAUGGUGGAAAGAUUAGAAAAAGAACAUGGUGUAUACAUGGUUGCUAGUGGUAGAGCUUCCAUUGCUGGGUUGAAUGAAAAGAACGUUGAACAUGUGGCUAAGGCUAUUAAUGAAGUCGUUCGUCAUUUCAAUGAAUCAUCCAAAUUAUAA
Molecule: messenger RNA, 1266 nt
Organism: Kluyveromyces lactis
Lineage: Eukaryota; Fungi; Ascomycota; Saccharomycetes; Saccharomycetales; Saccharomycetaceae
Gene: AAT2
Product: aspartate transaminase AAT2
Exons: 1
Coding region: 1-1266 (421 amino acids)
Biological process (GO): L-aspartate biosynthetic process
Cellular component (GO): cytosol
Molecular function (GO): pyridoxal phosphate binding; L-aspartate:2-oxoglutarate transaminase activity
Source: RefSeq, a predicted model, not a curated record